Australozyma saopauloensis is the source of this 1227-nucleotide messenger RNA. RefSeq names its product 2-(3-amino-3-carboxypropyl)histidine synthase. The transcript has a single exon. The record is from RefSeq and is a predicted model, not a curated record. NCBI's taxonomy places the organism in Eukaryota, Fungi, Ascomycota, Pichiomycetes, Serinales, Metschnikowiaceae. Gene Ontology annotation, biological process: protein histidyl modification to diphthamide. Bases 1 to 1227 code for a protein of 408 amino acids. Gene Ontology annotation, molecular function: 2-(3-amino-3-carboxypropyl)histidine synthase activity.
AUGUCGUCAAGUGAAGUCUCUGAAAAGCCAAGACGAUUUGUCGGACGCAAAGCGCCCACGGGUGAUGCAAAAAGUGCGUUGGUUCAAACUCAAAAGCGCCCAAUUCGUAGAGCAUUGAAUCAGAUCCCUCAGGAAAUCUUAGAGGACAAGGAUCUCAAUGAGGCUAUCAAACUUCUACCUUCCAACUACAACUUUGAGAUCCACAAGUGCAUAUGGAAUAUCCGCAAGAACAAUGCUACCAGAGUGGCACUUCAGAUGCCUGAGGGACUUCUCAUAUACUCCAUGAUUGUUGCCGAUAUUUUGGAGCAAUUUGGGAAUGUUGAGACGGUGGUAAUGGGCGAUGUUUCAUAUGGUGCAUGUUGCAUUGAUGACUACACCGCAAGGGCACUAGAUUGUGAUUUCAUUAUUCACUAUGCUCACCUGUGUCUCGUGCCAAUUGAUGUUACAAAAAUCAAGGUUUUGUAUGUUUUUGUCACUAUUGCCAUUGAUGAGACCCAUUUGGUCAACACCAUCAAGCUCAAUUUCGCUCACGGUGAUCGCAUUGCCUGUUUCGGAACAAUCCAAUUCAAUCCUGCUAUUCAUGGUAUUGUUGAUAAGCUAGCGUCUGAUCCCGAGAAAACCAUAUAUAUCAUUCCUCCUCAAACAAUGCCACUUUCCAAAGGUGAGGUCCUAGGCUGUACUUCAGCUAGACUCGACAAAACUCUCAAUGCCAUGAUAUACAUUGGAGACGGAAGAUUUCAUCUUGAAAGUGCUAUGAUCCACAAUCCCGAGAUCCCUGCCUUCCGCUACGACCCAUACUCUCGGAAAUUAACGAGAGAGCGGUACGAUCAGCAGCAGAUGGUGAACGUGCGUCAGGACGCCAUUCAGACAGCCAGAAACGCAAAGAAAAUUGGUCUUAUCCUAGGCGCAUUGGGUCGCCAGGGUAACCCACAAACCCUUGACAGAUUGGAACAGGCUUUCAGCAAGGUUGGUAUCAGUGUGGUAAAAAUCAUUUUAAGUGAAAUUUUCCCUCAGAAACUUGCAAUGUUCGAUGACAUCGAUGCAUUUGUUCAAGUUGCUUGUCCUCGAUUGUCGAUUGAUUGGGGUUACGCAUUUGAAAAGCCUUUACUCACCCCGUACGAAGCUAUGGUAAUGUUAAAUGAAGAUACUUGGGUAAAGGAUUAUUAUCCUAUGGACUACUACAAAAAGGAUGGUUAUGGAAGAGGCCAAAUUCCCGAGAGAACUUAA